This is a messenger RNA of Zingiber officinale, 2087 nucleotides long. Its product is annotated as probable LRR receptor-like serine/threonine-protein kinase At1g56140. The coding region runs from base 91 to 2061 and encodes 656 amino acids. Gene Ontology annotation, molecular function: protein binding. The transcript has 19 exons. Lineage: Eukaryota; Viridiplantae; Streptophyta; Magnoliopsida; Zingiberales; Zingiberaceae. The record is from RefSeq and is a predicted model, not a curated record.
AACAAAGAAGAUCAGAGUCUCUCUCUCUCAAAUCGCAAUCCAAGCGAUCACCUUCCCCUUCCUUCUUCCAAUCCUCGGUUGCUACGAAGUAUGAAUCCAGGACUUCUCCUCCUCUUCUUUGCCUUCUGCUUCCUCUUCUCCUCCGCCGUCCCCCAAUUCAACGAUAAUAAGCCGGGGAUCCUAACUAAGAACGAUACAAAUGAAAAUGCCCUCGCUGCUAUUGAAGAGAAGUGGGGGAUCCAAAUCUGGGAUAAGGCGGUUGAUCCUUGCGAGCCCGGUGCAUGGUGGAGUCUGGAGUAUGCUAAUCCAAGGAUCGUCUGCGACUGCUCUUCAAACUGCACCGUGACGCUGCUUAAGAUUUCAGGAAAAAAUAUCUCCCGUGAAAUUCCAGUGCAACUCUUUGACUUGACGAAUCUUACAACCCUGGAUUUAAGUCGCAACAUAUUGAAUGGCUCAAUUCCCCCACAAAUUGGCCAACUCAAACAAUUGCAGAACUUGAGCUUGGACACAAACAAUUUGACAGGCAGCAUUCCUCCUGAUAUUGGAAACCUAACUAAAUUGAGAAAUCUGAGUUUGAGUACAAACAGAUUGUCUGGAGAUAUUCCACCUGAAUUCGGAGAACUGAUUUCUCUAGAGCAAUUGUAUAUCGACAGCAAUGAACUGACUGGUUCACUGCAAUUUGGGACACAUGUAGCUUCACAGAAUACACUGACUGGACUUAAGAUCCUUUGGGCAUUUGACAAUAACUUUACUGGACCUUUGCCAGAAACCAUUGGAAGAUUCACCAAUCUCAAGGAUCUAAGGAUAUUUGGUACAUCAUUUGAAGGACCUAUACCUCAAGAAUACAGUGCACUUACAAACCUGGAAACCUUGAAGCUGGGUGACUUAAAAGAUCAGAGUUCCUCUUUGGUUUUUUUGGAGAAGAUGACAAACUUGUCCUUUUUAUCAUUGAGAAAUUGCCUAGUUGAUGACUCAAUUUUUGACCGUUUCCAAAACUUUUCCAGCUUAAUAUUCUUGGACUUGAGUCAUAACAACCUAAAAGGAUCUAUACCAAAAUAUCUGAAGAACCUUACCUCAUUACAGUAUCUGUUUCUAGGGUACAAUAGCUUGACAGGAACUGUUCCUUUAGAGCUUUUACCUGAAAGUUUGACUACACUAGACAUCUCCUUCAACAAUCUCUCUGGAGUUCCACCUGAAACGCCAAACCUUUCAUUGAACUAUAUUGGAAAUUUUAUGGACGUGAACAAUACAAGCGAUAGAGCUCGGAAUAUGCUACACUGCCUACAAGAAAACUCUUCCUGCGCAUGGAAUACUUUCCCCUCUUCAUUUCUUGCCAUCAAUUGUGGCGGGUUAAAUCUGACUUCUGGCAGAAUUAUUUUCGACGAGGAUGCCAAACCUCUGGGAAGAGCAGGCUUUGAGAUAAACCAAGAUCAUCACUGGGUUGUGAUGAAUGCUGCCUCUACCAAUUUGGGUCAUAACGAUAUUGUGGCUACUGAUUAUUCAGCAGUGGAUACACCAGAGAACCAAAUGUACCUAACCGCACGAACAUCAACGGGCUCAUUGAGAUAUUUUAUGGUCGGAUUGAGCAACGGGAACUAUACAGUUGUUCUCUAUUUUGCAGAGAUUGUCAUGGAUGAUAAUUCAUCACCUUGGGCAGUGCUUGGAAGGCGUAUAUUCGAUAUUUCUAUUCAGAGUGAGUUGAGGAUCCAAAAUUUUAACAUCAUGGACGAUGCAAAAGAAUACAAAACUCCUGUUACCAAGGCCUUCAAUGUGACAAUUAUGAAUGGUGUUUUAGACAUUCAUCUAUUCUGGGCUGGAAAGGGGACCUGCUGCAUUCCCGUUGAAGGAACGUAUGGACCACUGCUAUCUGCAAUAAGAAUUUCUCCAGCUCAUUCCCCAGUAGAGUCUGAGCCUGGUCACAGUACAAGAAGAAGAGCUGGAGUCAUAGUAGGAUUUGCAGCUAUUGGCAUAGCUACGGUAAUAAUUCUCGUAUCAAUUACUUUUCUAUGGUUGGAGAGAAUUGAAAUUGCUCGUAAAAUUGCUCAAACAACUUACCAAUAAAAUGAUUGUGUUGGUUUUACUUUUUC